ACCACACCGCGCGCUCAUCAUUAGCCUCGUCGGAGAGAAAGCCUCACCCUCGCGGGCCGGAGAGUGAGGGAUCGACGAAGGCGCCCCGUACGUCGGGCCAGCAUAUAUAUACUCAGAAGCCGGAGGAGGACGGUGGAGGCGCCACCACCACCACCACCCUUCGCCAUGCAGGACCAGGCCGCCCCCGUCCCAUGGUCCACCGACCUCUUUGACUGCUUCGACGACAGCAGCAACUGUUUUAUGACGUGGUUGUGCCCGUGCAUCACGUUCGGGCAGAUCGCGGAGAUCGUCGACCGGGGGUCGUCGUCGUGCGGGACGAGCGGGUCGCUGUACGCGCUGGUGUUUCUCGUCACGGGCUGCAGCUGUAUCUACUCCUGCAUCUACCGCUCCAAGCUGCGGUCCCAGUACGGCCUGCAGGAGACGCCCUGCCCCGACUGCCUCGUCCACUUGUGGUGCGAGCCCUGCGCCCUCUGCCAGGAGUACCGCGAGCUCAAGAAGCGCGGCUUCGACAUGAGCCUCGGUAACAGGAAGUUUAACAGAUGGCACGCAAACAUGGAGAAGCAAGGGCAAAACCCGGCGGCGACCAUGGCGCCGGAGAUGUACCCUGGGAUGACACGCUGAUCGAUCGGCUAAUCAGUGGGUGAUGCUGGCUGCUGCCCUGCUCGGUCGUUGUCUUCUCUGCUAGAGAUGGGCAGGACAGGGCAGGGCAGGGCAGCUUACUACGUGCCUACAUACGAGCGAGAUUUCUCUUGCGGGUUUGCACCAAAACAAUACAAAAGGUCUAUAACUAUAGUACGCGUAAUGCAAUCUGCUAGAAGAAUUUGAUGGUUCAUAGAUCACGUAGCCAGGCUUAGCAGAUGGGGAACUUGUUCUUGUUGGUUUUCCAAGGUCCCUUUUUAUAUAUACCUACCAGCCGGUAGUUGUAUUAUGCAUGUAUGCAAUUUUCAUUUCUUGAUGUGUAUGCAGUUUCGUAAAGCAUAUGGCAUAUCAAAGAAAUGAUUUCGAUUAUGCCCUUUCUUAAUUCAACCGAAUUCAAUAUAAUACAAAUUUCCACUUUUUGUGCA
Messenger RNA from Oryza sativa Japonica Group (Japanese rice), 1064 nucleotides. RefSeq names its product cell number regulator 2. NCBI's taxonomy places the organism in Eukaryota, Viridiplantae, Streptophyta, Magnoliopsida, Poales, Poaceae. The record is from RefSeq and is a predicted model, not a curated record.